AUAUUUUUAAGGAUAAUAAAGGGGAGAGAGUCGUCAGUGAAUCACUAUCGAAAAAGGUUAUUUAUUAUUAUCCAUAAGAAACCCCUUGAAACACUCCACUCAACUCUCGUCACCUGUCUCUUACCUUUACUCUAGGGUUCUCAAGCUUCCCUCUCCGAUCCGUUUCUUUCUCCAAGCUCAGGUCAAGAUGCAAGCUGUGAUUCGUUCGUUUGUGUCCGGUGGAAAUGUUGUGAGAUCAUCUCUGCUGCAGCAUCUCCGUGUGGUCAACCCGGCGAUUCAGCCUUCCGUGUUGUCUACUCGCUCUGAGUCCACUCAGCCUGCUCGUAUGGAGGAGCAUGGGUUCGAGAGCACAACCAUUUCUGAUGUUAUGAACGCCAAAGGCAAAAGCGCUGAUGGAUCUUGGCUUUGGUGUACCACUGAUGACUCUGUUUACGAUGCUGUUAAAUCCAUGACACAACACAAUGUUGGUGCCUUGGUGGUUGUGAAACCUGGUGAGCAACAAUCUCUUGCUGGAAUCAUUACAGAGAGAGAUUAUCUGAGGAAGAUCAUAGUGCAAGGCAGAUCAUCCAAAUCAACAAAAGUAGGGGACAUUAUGACUGAAGAGAAUAAGCUUAUCACCGUGACACCAGAGACCAAGGUCUUGGUCGCUAUGCAGCUGAUGACAGAUAACAGGAUCAGGCACAUUCCAGUGAUCAAAGACAAGGGUAUGAUAGGAAUGGUGUCCAUUGGAGACGUGGUCCGUGCAGUGGUGACUGAGCAUCGUGAGGAGCUCAACCGCCUAAAUGCCUUUAUUCAGGGAGGUUACUAGAGACGCUACUAGCCUUGCGUGUGGUGGUUGGAUGAAUCUCCGAAAGCUAUAAGAUGGAUGUAUAUAUAUGGAGUCUUGGUUGGUUGUUGUCUGAUGUUUGUUUGUUGUUUUUAAUCUGCUGCUGUUUCAAUUGGUUAACUUGCCAAGACUAAGCUCUUGUGCUUUCCCUUUUUUAUGCUACUCUCUGCAAGAUAAUAAAACCAAAGACUCCCAUCUCUUUAUGGAAUA
This is a messenger RNA of Brassica oleracea var. oleracea, 1036 nucleotides long. RefSeq names its product CBS domain-containing protein CBSX3, mitochondrial-like. The record is from RefSeq and is a predicted model, not a curated record. The transcript has 6 exons. The coding region runs from base 188 to 808 and encodes 206 amino acids. NCBI's taxonomy places the organism in Eukaryota, Viridiplantae, Streptophyta, Magnoliopsida, Brassicales, Brassicaceae.